UUUCGUGCCGCCGGGGCGAGGAGGCGCUCGCUCGCCUGCGGUUGACUCAGCUCUAGGCCGCCAGCACCCUGCCCGGGGUGGGGGGCCACCCGCUGCCACGAGGGUCCCCGUGGGGUGCUGGUGUGUGUGUGUGGGGGGGACAGGACACAAGCCACCGUGACCCCAGACCUGGGCAGGGUGGGGGGGCCGGGUGCCCAGCACCCCUCUGCACGCCAGCAGGCACGGGACGUGGGUGCUUGUUUACACCCCGGUUGCGCCCACCCGCCGGGGUCCCCACGGGGGCCGGGGAACCGCAGCAGCGCCUGGGACAGAUCUAGGUGACUUUUUUGGGUGCUGGCUCUGUUCCGGGGGGGGGGGGGGGGGACGGCGACGACACCCCCCAUCUGCCACCAGUAAACAGGAUACGAGCGGGCUGCGGCGGGGAGGUGGCGGCAGCAUCGUCCCAGCUCCGGUGACAACCGCAUCCCGUGCCAGGCAGCGCUUUCCCAACACCAGCGCCAGGAAGGGCAGCGGUGAGGCAACGCCGGGUAGUGGGGCAAGAGCCCCCGCCGCAGCCCGGGGGCUGUGAUGAGCUGAAGGGUCAGGAUGAUUCUCACCCCAAAGCGGCCCCGAGGUCCUUCUCCAGAUGCUGGUGCACACCCGGCACCCUGAGCCCCCUCUGACUGCAGCCCCCCUGCUUUUUGGCACCCACCGAGGCCAGCGCCCCAGGGUGCCUCCGGGGUGCCCCCCCCCCCCGCCCCACCAUGGCGCUGGAACUGGGGGCCGAGGCGCUGCUGGACCUGAGCUUCCUGACGGAGGAGGAGCGCCACGCCAUCGCCGAGGUGCUGCGCCGCGACUGGCAGCUCCGCCGGCGUGAGGAGGGUCGCAUCAGCAAGCUCCGCAAGUCGGUGUCGGACCCGGCGCGGCUGAGGAUCCUCACCGGGGACUGGUUUUGUGACGCCCGCGCCCAGCGCCACCGGCAUCACCUCGGCUCCGACCUCGUCCGCGCCUCCAUCCGCCGCAGGAGGCGGCCCCGGGGAAUGGGGGACCCGGAGCGUGGCCCCAGUCUGGGUGAGCUGGAGGCCAUCGGUGAGCCGCUGGCGGAGGAGAAGGAGGAUGAGGAUGGUGUGGCUGAGCCGGAGGAGAGCCCCGCUAAGGAGGAGGUACAAGCGGCUGCAGAGCCCCAGCCCAGCCCCGCAGCCCUUGUUCUGGAGGGGACCCCAGUGUCACAGUCCCUGCGGCAGGGUGACAUCCCAGCAAGGGAGCAGGACGUCCCAGCCCAGUCAGGUGACACAGCAGUCGGGAACCCCUUCGGCACAUCCAGCACGGAGGAAGAUGAGGAGGAGCCUGACUCCACUCGCAGUGGCCCCGAUACUGGGCAGGGGCUGGGGACCCCCAAGAUGGAUCAGACGCCCCUGUGCCGGGUGUCCCCGCAGAAUGGCCACGCACCCCUGAACAACCUGCUGACCACCAGCUCCUCUGUGUCCAGCCUCAGCUCCUCCACACUGAGCGGCAGCCUGAUGAGCCUGUACAGCGAGGGUGAGCUGGGCAGCGUGGCCGUGCGGGGCUGCGUCCAGUUCUCCCUCCGCUACGACCCGGCCAAGAAGGAGCUGCAGGUCCACGUGCUGCGGUGCCGCGAGCUGGCCGAGGCCAAGAAGCAGCGGUCGGACCCGUAUAUCAAGACGUACCUGCUGCCGGAUAAGUCCAACCGCAGCAAGCGCAAGACCACGGUGCGGAAGAGGAGCUUGGAUCCCAUCUUCAAUGAGACCCUCAAGUACAAGCUGGAGAAGAGGGACCUGCAGGGCCGGACCCUGAACCUCUCGGUGUGGCACCACGACAGCCUGGGCAGGAACCUUUUCCUGGGGGAGGUGGAGAUCGCGCUGGGCACCUGGGACUGGGCCAACACAGGUCCUGAGUGGUUCAACCUCCAGCCCCGGCUGCCCCUCUCCUCGGAUGGCCUCGCCAGCCGGGGCAACCUCAACUUGGCGUUGAAGUUCAUCCCCGCCGGCUCGGAAGGAGGGGGGCUGCCACCCACGGGCGAGCUGCACAUCUGGGUGAAGGAUGCUCAGAGCCUCAUCCCCCUGCAGAGCGGCACCGUGGAUGCCUUUGUGCAGUGCUACGUGCUGCCAGACGACAGCAAGGCGAGCCGGCAGAAGACGCGGGUGGUGAAGCGGAGCCUCAACCCCCUCUUUAACCACACCAUGGUGUACGACGGCUUCCAGGCCAAGGACCUGGCCGAGGCUUGCGCCGAAUUCACCCUCUGGCACCACGAAGCCUUUUCCAAGCGCCAGCUCGGCGGCAUCCGGCUCAGCCUGGGCACAGGGAGCAGCUACGGGCUGCCGGUGGGCUGGAUGGACUCGACGGCGGAGGAGCGGGAGGUGUGGGGGUGUCUGCUCCAGCAGCCCGGGCAGUGGGUGGAAGCGCUGCUGCCCCUGCGGACCAACCUCGUCCCCCGGGCAUAGCCCCUGGGCCCCCCACCCCCCCCCCCCACGGACCACCCGGUGGCAGCAGGACUAUGGGAUCCCAGGGAGGGGUGGGGACACAGAGCUGAGCCUGGAGCAUCACUGGGUGGGGCUGGGGUUUGUGCCCCCCCAGCCGUUUUGGCAGCAAUGAAGUGGCACCGGAGGGCACA
Tyto alba (common barn owl) is the source of this 2611-nucleotide messenger RNA. It is a transcript of the gene SYTL1, whose product is annotated as synaptotagmin like 1. NCBI's taxonomy places the organism in Eukaryota, Metazoa, Chordata, Aves, Strigiformes, Tytonidae. Gene Ontology annotation, biological process: exocytosis; intracellular protein transport. The transcript is spliced from 17 exons. The record is from RefSeq and is a predicted model, not a curated record. Gene Ontology annotation, molecular function: small GTPase binding; neurexin family protein binding. Bases 744 to 2441 code for a protein of 565 amino acids. Gene Ontology annotation, cellular component: plasma membrane; exocytic vesicle.